Cryphonectria parasitica EP155 is the source of this 1844-nucleotide messenger RNA. RefSeq lists its product as uncharacterized. Bases 13 to 1179 code for a protein of 388 amino acids. NCBI's taxonomy places the organism in Eukaryota, Fungi, Ascomycota, Sordariomycetes, Diaporthales, Cryphonectriaceae. The transcript has a single exon. The record is from RefSeq and is a predicted model, not a curated record.
ACCUCGUUUCCCAUGAUCGAUCUUGAUGCUGCAUUGGGCCCUUUCAACACGCCUCUUCCCCGAAACGCCGAGUGGGAAGCUGCUCAGAAAGCCGGUGGUUUGAUGAAGCGGCAAUUGCACAGUGCUGCCGGAAUGAGUCGCUUUUCUGGACCAGGCAUGCAUUACGUCCAUCACCAGCGAGCUCAAAGCUCGCCUGAGAUGCCACCAUUUGAGUUCCGCCGUGGGAUGAACAGAUUUGGAAGCAGCUCUACGAUGGCGGAUGUUUUCGAAGAGGAUGAAGAGGGCGACUCGGAUGACGGCAAGGACAGUGGCUCGUCCACUCCUCAGCCCGAAUCGGCCGAUAUAAGGGACAGCGAAGCCUCGAGCAUGUGUGGCCCUUUCUCAGCGCGCGCCUCUGCUGAGAAACUGACGGACAACGAUGCAACCCCUGUGGCGAAACGGAGGGCAAGCGAUCCUGAGGACAGCAAGCCGCGGCGGACAGCCAGCAUGAAGUCAAUGACUUCCUACAACUCACUUCAGGCGCAAGUGAUCGAGGAAGAGCUUCCUUCUCCUUCAUUCAGAACGGUGGAAUUCGGCGGACCAGCGCAGCAGAGAUUCAUUACUGUUCCCGACUCACCCAUGUCCUCACCGGUCAGCCCAAGAGCACCUUUGGAGAGCAGUUCGUCGCAGCACACGACGUCGUCCUCGCUGGCGCCAAUCAGCCCAUAUUCGACCACAGCAUCCUCGUCCUUCCCAUCCCCUCGAUCGCCGCUCCUUUACGAUGGCAACAUUAUCUCUACAGCUCCAUCUUCAAUUACCGACGACAGUUUUCAAUCGCUCCUUAUGGGCGAGCCAGGACCCGAAGUGCGGAAAUCUCUCGAUGUUCCUUCACUUGCUAGCAGCCACUCGACGCAGCCCAGGGAGAACUUGUUUGCUCAGCAGGCCGCGCACCUGAGCCGCCCGCCGGCUCCUGGUGAACGACCGGCAUCGUUCAGUAUGAUAGGCUUUGGUAGUCGAAGAGGCAGCCUAGCUAGUCUCAGCCGACUGAUCAGCAGCUCUCAUGGAGAACGGAGCAAACUUUCGUUGGAGGUUUCAUUCACCGGCGACUCUGAGAAGAAGUCGAAAGAGAACAAGCCAAAACGGCGACUGAGCCGUAUGAUGCGGUUCUGGAAGAACAAAGAGGGCGACGCUCAGGCGUAGAUUUUCCAAUAUGACUGGUCAGCCUUCCGGGGCUUGUGAGAGCACGGACCUGCAGCAUUUUCUCAACAACUCAUGAACCCGGCGUUUUCUUUUUUCUUUAACAGCAGCGAAUGCGACAUUUGCACAAGGAGAGGAACGAAUUGUAUUCUAGCAAGUCCUUUUACACAAUCUGAAGCCGUCGACACACGCAAUCAUCACCAAAGGAGGUUUCACUCAUGAUCUGGGCCCGGUUUAUUGGCCACAGAUAUAUUUCGAGGCGAAGAUAGCAUGUGGUCGAAUUAUUUUUCUGUCAAUUCUGACGUUCAGACUUUACAACGUUUACAAAAAGCUUGGAGGGGGUGGGUUCUAGUUUGGGGAGACGAAGAUGGGUUGACUGAGCAGCACUGCGGUCAUGUGAGAUCAUUGUGAUGCGAGUGGGAGAACUGACGAGGAGGGGUGAGGCGAGACAAGAACCAGACGCUCGUACCGAGGAACGCCCCGUCCCCCUUCUCAUCUCGCCUUUGGCCUUGUCGAUCGUUGGGUGGGGGAGGGAGAUCAUCAUCAUCCUCCCCUUCCUCCCCGGUACCCAUGUGCGGUGGCUUCUUUUUCAGACAUGAUUUGCAUGGGUUAAUACCCGGGCACGCAAAAUUACGUAGAGACAUAAUAAUGAUUGAUGUGUAAACCUC